Messenger RNA from Penicillium cosmopolitanum, 2901 nucleotides. It is a transcript of the gene erdS, whose product is annotated as aspartyl-tRNA synthetase, cytoplasmic. Gene Ontology annotation, molecular function: ATP binding; aspartate-tRNA ligase activity; RNA binding. Gene Ontology annotation, cellular component: aminoacyl-tRNA synthetase multienzyme complex; cytoplasm; cytosol. The transcript has a single exon. NCBI's taxonomy places the organism in Eukaryota, Fungi, Ascomycota, Eurotiomycetes, Eurotiales, Aspergillaceae. Bases 1 to 2901 code for a protein of 966 amino acids. Gene Ontology annotation, biological process: aspartyl-tRNA aminoacylation. The record is from RefSeq and is a predicted model, not a curated record.
AUGUCCAUCAAAAGGGCUCUCUCCAAAGCCAUCCGUGGCCAUCUGGGUGAUGAUGACUCCUCCGGCACCGGCAUUCGGUCCACUCUCUCUCCCAAACCACGUACCUCCACCUCUCGCGAUUCCAUGUCCCCGACCUCGCCUCGUCGCAGCAUCCUCGGCAACUUCCUACGAGAACGCGACUAUGUCUCGUCGUCCGAUGAUUUCUCCGAUGAUUCCUCCAGUGGUGCCCUGAGCAAGAAUCAGCAAAAGCGCCUGGUGCGUCAGCAGCGUCGCUCCGAGCGAAGCCGACUCAGCGAGGAGCAAUUCUCCGAGUCCGAUCAUCGUCGCAAGGAGGAGGAACUGGCCAAAGCGGCCGAGGAGGAGACCGCCGAGAUGAAAGCCCGCUAUGGCGAGCUCCCCCUGAUGCAGUCGCAGGACCGAAAGCAUGAGGACCGCCUUCGCCUCGACCAGAUCACCCCGGACAUGGUUGGACAGCAGGUCUAUUUCACCGCCCGUCUGCACGUCAUCCGCCGGAUGAGCGCCAAGCUGGUCUUCCUCGUCUUCCGCCAGCAGCUGGAGACCUUCCAAGGUGUGCUUCACGAGCGCGCCGGCAUCUCCUCAGUCGUCAUGGUCCAGUGGGCCGAGCACUUGCGGGUGGGAUCCUUCGUGCGUAUUCGCGGUACCAUCCAGAAACCGGAUGUCCCCGUUCUGGGAUGCAGUAUCCACGAUGUUGAACUGUCCAUCGACUCGGUCCACCUUCUCGUGAAACGCGAGGAACCCGUCCCUUUCAGCGUCUACGAGGCCGAGAUCCGCACCAACGAGGAGGAUAAGGUGGAGGGCCGUCGCAGCCACAUCCCGGACCGCACCCGCCUGUCCAACCGUCUGCUAGACCUACGGACCGCGACCUCGCAGUCUAUCUUCCGUCUUCAAUCCGCAACUUGCAACCUGUUCCGCAGCGCCCUCGACGAGCGUGAGUUCAUCGAAAUCCAUACCCCCAAGCUCCAGGGAGCCGCCACCGAGUCUGGAUCCAGUGUCUUCCAAGUGAACUACUUUGGCCGUCCUGCAUUCCUGGCCCAAUCCCCUCAAUUGGCCAAACAGAUGGCCAUCGCUGCUGAUUUCGGCCGUGUGUACGAAAUUGGCGCCGUCUUCCGUGCCGAAAACUCCAAUACCCACCGUCACUUGACCGAGUACACCGGAUUGGAUAUUGAAAUGGCCAUCGAAGAGCACUACCACGAAAUGCUGGAGACCCUCGAUGCGGUCAUCAAAAACAUUCUGAGUGGCAUCUACACCAAGUACCGCAAGGAGAUCGAGCACGUCAAGCACCAGUUCCCCUCGGAAGAUGUCAAAUGGUUGGAAAAGACCCCCAUUAUUCGCUUUUCCGACGGUAUUCAGAUGCUUAAUGACUCAGGCUGGCGUGAUGAAGAUGGCAAGCCCUUGCCACUGGACGAGGAUCUGGCGACUCGAGACGAAAUCCGUCUUGGUCAGUUGGUGAAGGAGAAAUACGACACUGACUAUUAUGUUCUUGACAAGUUCCCUCGCGGCGCUCGUCCCUUCUAUACUAUGCCAGAUGCCGAAGAUGACAAGUAUACAAACUCAUUCGACAUGUUCAUUCGAGGCCAAGAGAUCGUGUCUGGUGGUCAACGUAUCCACGACCCACACAUGCUGGAAGAAAACAUGCGUCGCGUUGGCAUCAACCCCGAUGACAUGGAAGACUACAUGGAGGCGUUCCGCUGGGGUGCGCCACCUCACGCGGGUGCCGGUGUUGGUCUUGAGCGUCUUCUGAUGCUCCUCCUCCAGGUGGGCAACAUUCGUCUCACCUCGCUCUUCCACCGUGACCCCAAGAGCCUGCCAGCCAAGCCUCCCGUGCAGCAGCUUCGUCAUCCGGAGGCAUCUACCAUGGAGCCCCCAUGGUUCACUGCACAGCCCUCGCGCCGCGUUGCCUCGGAUGAGAGCGAGCUCCAGCCGUUGGAGAAAUUGGUUGCCAAUUAUGGCGAUGCCACCUCCACCUCUUGGUUCGACGAGCGGUUCAAGAUCUGGCGUGACAUGUCUACCGGUGCAGCCGUUUCCUACGUUCCUAGCUCUCACAACUACGCCAUCAUUCCCGGUAACCCGGCCUGCGACCCUUCCCAGUACACUCGCACUAUUACUCAGUUCCUGCAGUGGCUGAGACGCGAUACCAAGCUCAAGCCCGUCUGGAUCCUUUGCUCACCCGAGGUCGAGACCAUCCUUGGAGAGCGUUUAGGAUGGCGCAGCUUGUCUUGCAUUGCUGAAGAGCGCGUCGAGCCAUCUCGCAACCAGGCCGCUUCGGAUGGCGAGAUUGCCAAGAAGCUGCGCCGUGCGGAGACCGAGAACAUCAAGGUCGUGUCUUUGAGCCAGGGCGAGCUGCCUUCUGAAGAAAUUCGCAAGAAGAUCGAUGAGCGUAUCCAUGAGUGGCUGGCCAACCGCAAGGGUACCCAGGUGCAUCUCUCGGAGAUUCGCCCGUGGAUCGACUCUGAGCAUCGCUGGUACUUCUACGCACUCGACAAGAACGGCGUCAUCUGCGCUUUCGUUGCCUUGGCCAUGCUCUCUCCAGAUCACGGUAUGCAAGUCAAGUACAGCUUAGAUUUCCCCAACUCACCGAACGGUGUAAUCGAAUACAUCGUUACGGAGGCCAUUCAGACUGCCGCCAAGGGCGGCGUGAAGGGACUGACCUUCGGUGCCGGCGCCACCAGCCAGCUCAUUCCGGGCCACAACAUGCACGGCACCAAGAUUAAGAUGCUGGAACACACUUACGAGGCACUGGCCAAGCAGUUCCAUCUCGUCCGCAAGAGCGAGUUCCGCGCCAAGCUGGGUGCUACCGAGGAGCCUUUGUACAUCUCGUACCCAGCCCACGGUCUAGGGUCGAAGGGUAUUCGCGCUAUCCUGAACUUUUUCGAAGAUUAG